Molecule: messenger RNA, 384 nt
Organism: Micromonas pusilla CCMP1545
Lineage: Eukaryota; Viridiplantae; Chlorophyta; Mamiellophyceae; Mamiellales; Mamiellaceae
Exons: 1
Coding region: 1-384 (127 amino acids)
Source: RefSeq, a predicted model, not a curated record
AUGACGCGCCUCGCGCGCCUCAUCGCGGCGUUCCUCCUCGCGGCCUUCUCCCUCGCGUCCGCGUCAGCGUCCGCGUCCGCGUCCGCGUCGUCGACGUUCCCGACGCCCGCGGACGACGCGUUCGUCGAGUGGUUCGUGGAUUCGGGCGGCGUCUUCUCGGGAAACGGCGUCUACUCCGUGAUCGAGGACGACGCCGCGUCCUCCUCCUCCUCCUCCUCCUCGCGCGCGCGCGGAAUGUUCGCCAAGGCGGACGUCGCCGACGGCGACGAGCUCCUGACGCUCCCGCUCGACGCCGCGCUCGUCGUCCCUUCGCCGUUCGCGGGCGAGAUCAUCAGGCGCGUUCUAUCUCACACUGGUCUCCAUGCGACCGCGUCGGCGUGGUGA